Folsomia candida is the source of this 1429-nucleotide messenger RNA. RefSeq names its product cathepsin B. The record is from RefSeq and is a predicted model, not a curated record. Gene Ontology annotation, cellular component: lysosome. The coding region runs from base 64 to 1155 and encodes 363 amino acids. The transcript has 5 exons. Lineage: Eukaryota; Metazoa; Arthropoda; Collembola; Entomobryomorpha; Isotomidae. Gene Ontology annotation, molecular function: cysteine-type endopeptidase activity.
UCUCAAAACAAACUUCGUAGUAUUACAAGAGUUCUAGAUCUUUCAAGUUUUGCAGUUUAGAAAAUGAAAUUAAACGCUUUCGAAGCUUUUCUUCUCGUUGUGGGGGUGGCAGUGUUGGGAGGAGAUUUUGCACAAUGUGCGAAAAAUAAAUUUAGGCUGUACGACUCACCCACUUUUGUUGGUGGAGUGCAGCCACGCUAUCUCGAAGAACCUAACCUGAUACCUGAAUGUGCCGUCAACAAGGAGCCAAAAACUGGCGUCCCUGCAGAAUUUGAUGCUAGGGAAUUCUGGAAACAAUGUCCUUCUCUGUGGGAAAUUCGCGACCAAGGACAUUGUCUCAGCUGUUGGGCCGUCGCCAUCGCCUCGACCCUCACUGACCGACACUGCAUCGCUUCCAAUGGAACGAGCAACUUCCGCUUCUCUGACCAAGAUUUACUCGCUUGCAGUCGCCAUUACACGGGUUGGACUUCGAAGAUCUGCACUGGACGAGGACAGCGUCGCCUCUGCGCCCCACGUCCACUCUCCGGGUGUGAAGGGGGUAGUAUGGGAUUGGCCUGGAAAUACUUGACCAAUUCCAGCAACGGUAUCGUCUCCGGGGGUCACUAUAAGUCAGACGAUGGCUGCCUUUCUUAUGAGUACCCACCAUGUGAUCAUACUAAGAAAUCGUGCUACAAAGUAAAUGAAGGUGUACGUCAACCCGAGUGCAGUAAAGGCUGUCUAGCCACGUACAACCACACCUACCUCCUCGAUAAGCGCCGAAUCACUUCCGCCUGCCAAUUUAAUUAUCCUUACAAUACAAACGUUACCGUUUUUAACGAGUUUGUGAAAAACGUCCAAUUGGAGAUUAUGCAGAAUGGACCGAUCAUAGGGGUGUUGCGACUUUAUCCCAGUUUCGAUAAGUUCAAUCCGCGCGAUGAGAAUGAAAUUUACAAACCCUCCGGUGACGAGCGAUACAACAGUCUCCACGCGGUCAAAAUUAUUGGUUGGGGGAUAGGAAAUCAAAACGGGACUGAACUUCCGUACUGGUUGGUGUCCAACUCGUUCAACUACUACUGGGGAAAUCGAGGCUUCUUUAAAAUAUUCAGGGGGAAAGAUGUCCACGAAUCAGCAGGAAUUAAUGAACAGCUCUCAGCCGGAAUGCCACUAAUUGUGUAGUAAUUUUCCUACAUUAUGCAAUGUCAUAAUUUGUUUACUUUGUUCUGUUCGGAAACAUCUAAAUUAAUGUGAAAGACAUAAGUUUUAAGAAAGAGAAAAUUGUGUCAUAGACGAACAUGUGAAUAUUUCGGUGUCUGACAAAAACUAAAUUAUAUAUUUAUCACCUUGUCAUCUAAUUAAAUCAAAUAUAUAGAACAAGUUAUUUGCAAUAUGUAAAUAGUAAGCAGUGAUUGUGUAAAAUUUUGGGACGAUUAAAGUCAUGCUUCCUAAACCA